This is a messenger RNA of Carya illinoinensis, 2935 nucleotides long. RefSeq names its product DEAD-box ATP-dependent RNA helicase 41. NCBI's taxonomy places the organism in Eukaryota, Viridiplantae, Streptophyta, Magnoliopsida, Fagales, Juglandaceae. Gene Ontology annotation, molecular function: nucleic acid binding; RNA helicase activity; ATP binding. Bases 373 to 1860 code for a protein of 495 amino acids. The transcript has 3 exons. The record is from RefSeq and is a predicted model, not a curated record.
CAUAUCAACCCGAAGAACCGUCGUGGAAAGCUGGGCAAAACAACAACAUGGGACGAAAAUCCGACGGCGUUUGCGUUCGAAGCCUCGAGAUUGUGGCUAAGCAGCGACUGAAUUGAUCUAUAAAGAUUGGGAUGUCUUUCGGUUAAAGCUUCCUCGAAACUUGAAGAAUUUCUUUCUUUUGUACUCUAGCUUCACAUUUACUAUUCUAAACCCUAAACUUCCGUGGGAAAUUUCUUAUCAAGUUUGUAUUCAUUGAUCCAUCACACAAGUUUUAUUUUGCUGAUAAAUUUUUCUGUGGGGUUGCAACGCAUAGGGUUUGGCUAAGCUUGUUUCUGGUUUUCUGUUAUCUUGAAUCUUCAUAAAGUUCAAUCCAUGGCAGACGGGAACGAGGAUAAUCAAUGCAAGAGUCCAAUGGUAUCAACAGAUGUUAAUGUAUCCACCGCAGACAAAAUUAAAGAGAGGUGUACGGAUCAGAGAGAAGCCCUCGUGGGGGAGCCUAAUUGUGUUAUGUGUGGCCGCUAUGGAGAGUAUAUAUGUGAUGAGACAGAUGAUGAUAUUUGCAGUUUGGAAUGUAAACAAGCGCUACUAAGCAGGAGCAGGGUUGUCAACUCACAAUCAUUAGUUGGUAUCCAAACUCCUAAAAUAUUACCUGCAACUGAUGAGUGUUUUUAUGUUAGAGAGAACAGUAACUCAGGAUCUCAAUCUUUAACUAUGGAUGAGACUGAAUCGCUUAGAAGCAAACUUGAAAUUCAGGUGAGGGGUGAAUUGGCUGUGGCACCCACCUUAUCAUUCUCUUCAUGUAAUCUUCCUCGGAGGCUUCUUCAAAAUAUAGACGCGGCAGGAUAUGACAUGCCCACACCUGUGCAGAUGCAAGCAAUCCCAGCUGCUUUGAUAGGCAAAAGCCUUCUUGUUUCGGCUGACACGGGCUCCGGGAAAACAGCUUCCUUUCUCAUUCCUAUUGUUUCUCAUUGUGCAAAUAUUCGCCUUGAGAGGUCCUCAAACCAGAAAAAUCCAUUAGCAAUGGUUCUAACACCAACUAGGGAGCUUUGUAUACAGGUUGAAGAACAUGCCAAGUUACUUGCAAAGAGUUUGCCUUUCAAAACUGCACUUGUUGUUGGUGGUGAUGCUAUGGCUGGUCAACGACAUCGCAUUGAGGGCGGAGUGGAACUAAUCAUUGGAACUCCGGGGAGGCUUAUUGAUCUUUUAUCCAAGCAUGAUAUUGAACUAGAUGAUGUAAAGAUCUUUGUACUGGAUGAGGUGGAUUCCAUGCUUCAAAGGGGUUUCCGAGAUCAGGCCAUGCAAAUCUUUCAGGCUCUAUCACAACCCCAGGUCUUGAUGUAUUCAGCAACAAUCUCACAAGAGGUGGUAAAGAUGGCUAGCACUAUGGCAAAAGAUAUUGUUUUCAUAUCUGUUGGCAAGCCUAACAGACCAAGUAAGGCUGUGAAGCAGGUAGCUAUCUGGGUUGAGUCAAAGAAUAAAAAGCAAAAGCUUUUCGACAUUUUAGUCAGUAAGAAGCAUUUUAUGCCACCUGUUGUGGUGUAUGUUGGUUCGAGAGUUGGGGCAGAUCUCCUAUCUAAUGCAAUUACAGUCAGCACUGGGAUGAAAGCUUUAUCAAUCCACGGGGAAAAGCCCAUGAAGGAGAGGAGAGAAAUCAUGCGGUCGUUUUUAGUGGGAGAGGUUCCUAUUCUUGUGGCCACUGGGGUUUUGGGUCGUGGUGUUGAUCUCUUGGCUGUGAGACAGGAGCAGCUGUACCUCGGGAGCUUGUUACUUCACGAUAUGCAGCUGGUUCAUUCUCUAGUGGCAAGGGCCAGAAAAGGAGAAAGCAUGGCUGCUGAAGUCUCAAUGAGUCAAUUGCCUUAACUAUUUUCUGGCUUCAAGUCAACUUGUUGGAAAUAUUUUAUGAGUCUCACAGACAAUUUCUCAUAGGAUAAGGCAAAAUGAAACUUGUAGACUCACUGAAUACUGAAUAGCCGCAAAUGCUGAUAGCGCCCUCCAAUGCUAAUACAAUUUUGUUGUGCAGUUGUGGCAUAGUACAGACAACCAGUCCGACUCUGCUUGUACUCAGAGUACAGCCAAAAACUACUUUGAUUUGCAGUCUAGAAAUCAGAUGUUGGUUGUGAAAUGAGAGGGAUUCUUAUGGUUUGUAAAUAUGCUAAGAAGAAAAUGAUGCACGCGCCUUUCUCUGGUUGCAAAAUUAAGGUUUGCUGAAGAGUUUUCUGUACAAUGGGUCUACGAUUUUUUUAUAGCAUGAGACAAAUUUCAAAGUGAGAUUCUUGCCAACUUGAGCAUAUCUGGUGUUAAAAGAGCUUUAACAGACAUUAGUUGGUUAAAUUCUGAUUGACAGCUGAUAGCUCUAUAUGCCAAACUAUAAGCUGCUGGUGAGGAUUCUAACAUCUCCAUUAAGCAUUAUUGACAGGAAUCUGUAGCCGUCCGCUGGCUUAAUUGGUUUAGGAUUUACAAGCACAAGGCGAGGCUACAACAAUCAACAUAGGUUAGGUUUGGAUAGUAAGUUGAGUUGAGAUGAAUGUUGAAUAAGAUAUUAUUAAAAAAUUAUUUUUUUAACAUUAUUAUUGUUUUGGGAUUUGAAAAGAUUGAAUUGUUUAUUGUAUUUUAUGUAGAAAUUUGUGAAAAUUAUAGUGAUGAUAUGAGAUAAGAUAGAUGAGUUAAAAAGUGUUUCUCAAUCUAAAUUGAGCUAUAAUCUUCCAACAAACUGUGGAAGAGAGGAGCCAGGUAUUGGACAACCUGGACUGAUGGAUGGAGUAAACAGAGAUUGGGGGCAGUGACAGCCAAAUCAAAGUCGUUUCUCCAAACAAAAACGAACUCGCUCUUCUUGCCUCAGUUGGACUUUGAGUAGAAGAAAAGAUACCUGAAUGUUUCAAAGGAGACGGCGAACUGUGAUGAUUUAUUUCUUUUAUUUUUGGUAAUUGCCAUACAA